GAACUCUAUUCUCUUUUUGCUUUUUUUAUUUAUUUGUCCUCAGCGCCAUUAUUUUUUUCAUUAAAAGGACACCGCUAGUAUUGCCGCCCUUUCGCACGUUAAAAAAAUUUUUUUAAUGAAUUAAUCUACUUUUUUUAUUUUAACUUUUUUAGGUGAAUUAUGCGUAAACGAAGAAGAAAAACAACAGCUUUUUCUAUCAACACAAGUGAACUUCUUCGUCUUUAUUUUAAAUUUUCUUCACAUUCUUGCCUUACUUUUUUAUUUUGUUGUUUUUUCUGCCUAAUUGUUUAUUGCUCUUCUGUUCAUGGACGAUCUUCACCUGUUGCUCUAACGGAUGUUCUAAUUCAAACUACUUUAGGAAAAAUUAUUGGGUUUAAACAGAAGUUUGAUGGAAAAUCUGUCCAUACGUUUCUGGGCGUUCCGUAUGCAAAAAGGCCAACUGGUUCAGGUCGAUUUGGGCUUCCUGAAAUGAUUGAACCUUGGGAAGGAGAAUUCCGAGCAGAUAAACCAGCUAGAACAUGUUUCUUUUCCAGAGAUACUAUGUUUCCAGAUUUUCCUGGUGCAGAAAUGUGGAAUCCGCCUAACGAUAUUGACGAGGAUUGCCUUGCUAUGAAUAUUUGGGUUCCUGAGCAUCACGAUGGCACUGUUCUUGUGUGGAUUUAUGGAGGUGGAUUUUACUCGGGCUCUCCUUCUCUUGAUUUAUACGAUGGGCGAGUUUUGGCUGUUCAAGAGCGUGCAGUUGUUAUCAAUAUCAAUUAUCGGUUAGGCCCUUUUGGAUUUUUGUAUUUUGGGGAUGAUACAUCAGUUCCUGGCAAUAUGGGACUACAGGACCAACAAAUGGCUUUGAAAUGGAUACAUGAACAUAUUGCCCAUUUUGGUGGCGAUCCUCGGCGUGUUACUCUUUUCGGUGAGAGUGCGGGUAGUGCUUCAGCAAUGGCACAUAUUUAUUCUCUUUUUUCGCGCAUUAUUGCACAAAGUGGGUCAAUCAUUAAUAAUUGGGCUACAAAGCCAAAAGCUUCCAUCCUUCAACUUUCUCUGCAAUUGGCGCAUCAUUUGAAUUGCAGCAAUGGAAAUAACUCUACUAAAGCGAUGCAGAAUAUAGUGGAAUGUAUAAAACGUGUACCAACAGCAAUUAUUCAACGGGCUGGUGAUGCUGUUUCUCAAUCGUUAAGCCUCCCAAUGGAUUUUGCAUUUGUUCCAAUAGAUGAAGAUACGCACUUCUUUCGUGGUAAUGUCUUCGACAAAUUGCGCCGAAAAGAUUUCAAACGUGAUGUUAGCAUUCUUGUGGGGACUGUACGAGAUGAAGGAACUUACUGGUUGCCCUAUUGUUUACAAAAAAACGGGUUUGGCUUUAACCAUACAAUAUCUCCUGAGGAUCAUAUAAACCAGGCAUUGAUAACUGACAAAGCUUUUGAUGCAUUUCUUCCUUAUUUUGGCAAUUCAAAUUUGGUACGUCAUGCACUUAUGCACGCAUAUUCACAUCUGCCUACAGAUAAGCAAGAACAAAUAUGGCGGGAUGGUGUUGCACGUUUUCUGGGUGAUUAUUUCUUCACUUGUGAUAGUAUUGAGUUUGCUGAUAUUGUCUCUGAUGAAUUGUAUGGUUCUGUCUACAGUUUUUAUUUCACGAGGCGAUCAUCGGUUUAUUUUUUUAAUAUUUUGAUUAAUUCAAAUUAUAGGCAAAUCCUUGGCCACAAUGGAUGGGAGCAAUGCAUGGCUACGAAAUUGGUAUUACUUGUUUUAAAUUUUUGUCAUUCAAUAGUUAAAAAUUUUAUAUUAGAAUAUGUGUUCGGAUUGCCUUUGAGAAGCCCUCACCUUUACGAUCCGUCAGAAUUGGAAUUGGAAAUAUCAUUUUCUACAAAAAUUAUGGAGUUUUGGGGACAUUUUGCGCGAACUGGGGAACCUGUAGAAUUUUGGCCAAAAUAUAAUCGGAUAACGAGAAAAUCUUUGAUUCUAAGCGAGGAAAUUGCUACUGGCACGAGUCAUCGUAUUUAUGUAGAUGUGCACGGAAAACUUUGUAGAUUGCUGGAGGAAGCUCAAGCGGUAGCUGGAAUUACUGGAGAACAGAGGUCCCGUAUUUGCCCCGACGGUCGUUCAACUACAGUUAAUUAUGGACAAGAGAUUUCAAUGGAAGAUGUUAAAGAAGAAAUGCAACUAAAUAGAGGAAUCAGUGGUAUUAAUAGAAUUCCUUCAAUCAAAAUUUAUAUUUCAUUAAUAAUUUUAUCAUUAGCUUUAUUAAGAUCUCCUGAAAUAUCUUUCCUGUAUUCAUCAUUUAUUUUUAAAUAA
This is a messenger RNA of Meloidogyne enterolobii, 2283 nucleotides long. Lineage: Eukaryota; Metazoa; Nematoda; Chromadorea; Rhabditida; Meloidogynidae. The record is from the annotation of a GenBank genome assembly.